This is a messenger RNA of Tripterygium wilfordii, 779 nucleotides long. RefSeq names its product VQ motif-containing protein 25. The transcript has a single exon. The record is from RefSeq and is a predicted model, not a curated record. Gene Ontology annotation, cellular component: nucleus. NCBI's taxonomy places the organism in Eukaryota, Viridiplantae, Streptophyta, Magnoliopsida, Celastrales, Celastraceae. The coding region runs from base 53 to 547 and encodes 164 amino acids.
ACUCCACCAACAUUAAUUUCUUCCUGGCUAACCAUUUCACUGCAACACAACAAUGGAAGGCAAAGAAGUCAUGCUGAAGAGAAACACCAACAGUAACACGGCUGACCCAAUUACCCCAUAUUCCUCACUCUCAUUGCACAAGAAUUCUCAUGCAAUUUCAAAGUUCAAGCAGCAGAAGCAAGUAGUAAUACCGAAGAUUCGGAUAAUUCAUAUAUUUGCACCACAAGUGAUAAAGACCGAUGUCUCCAAUUUCAGGGAACUCGUCCACAGGCUCACUGGCAAACCUGAUCAUCAACAAAAAGCCCAUGCCAAACCCAUCACCAAAAAGAUGAAGAAGAGAAGAAACUCUACUGCUAUUUCUGCUCCUAAAAGAGACACAGUGGUGAAGCCGUCGGCAGCAAACAUGACGAGUACUCUACAACACCAAGACCAUGAGAUUCAUUGGGGAUGUGGCGACCAAGAUUCAUCAAGUACUAGUACAACUACUGCAGGUGGUUUUCUUGAUGAUUUUGACUUGUUUUGUUUGUCAGAUCAUUUUAAUUAUUGAUGAUCAUGGUGAUGAUGAUGAAUAGUUAAUUUGACUUUUCAUGAUCAACACUAGUAAAUUUCUAUGAUCAUAAUUGGUUUGUAAUGCUGUCAGGGGUGUGUAUAUAUAUAUAUCCUCAAUUAGCUGACUUUUUAUAUAUGUUUGGACGAACAAUCUCUACAUAUGUAAUGCUAUAUAUUGUGGGUUUGAUGCUCCAUUUACACAUGCAAUAUGGAAGUUAUCUAGUAGUUAA